Molecule: messenger RNA, 1137 nt
Organism: Onthophagus taurus
Lineage: Eukaryota; Metazoa; Arthropoda; Insecta; Coleoptera; Scarabaeidae
Source: RefSeq, a predicted model, not a curated record
UCCUCGGCUGAACACGCCCAUUUGAAGCGCGCGCACUCUCUCGCACCUCCCAUAGCAACGACGCAGGAAAGCAUCAUCAUAUCGUGUAGUCCUGCAGAGACUCCAUUGACACGCAGCACCAUCAAGAGUACAUAGAUAUAGGGUGGUUGCGUACGAAUAACUAUCUUGAUAAGUUCGCGAGUGAUAUAAAAAUUUUUUUGGAAAAUAAUAAUAAUAAGAAAACGUGGACGUGGACUUUUAAGUUUUGAAUCGUGAGUGAUUUUUAAUUUAUAUAUAUAAUUUAUAAAUUAUAUAUAUAUUUUAUUUUGGGAUUGUUGCAAAUAAAAUGAGACUUUGAUUAAAACCCAUAAAAUAAAUAAUCGUGUUUAAUUUAAAAAUAAAUUUUUCGGUGAUCAAUUUUGGGGGAUUCCCCCAAAACAGCCAUCACGAUUUUCGGGGAUACACAUAAGAUUGGCGGUGCGGGUGGCAGAGGAAUGUUCUGCUACCAUUGCCCGCCAUCAUUGCAUCCAGGUGCUCCACAACCAAGAUUACCACAACUGGAGUACCCAUUCACCCCCACACACCCUUAUACAAGCUACUCAUAUCAUCCGGCAAUUCACGAUGAUACCUUCGUUAGAAGAAAACAGCGAAGAAAUAGGACGACCUUUACGUUACAACAGUUGGAAGAAUUAGAGAGUGCAUUUGCUCAAACCCAUUACCCAGACGUGUUCACCCGAGAGGAUUUAGCGAUGAAAAUCAAUCUAACGGAAGCAAGGGUGCAGGUUUGGUUCCAAAAUAGGAGAGCUAAGUGGAGGAAAGCUGAGCGGUUAAAAGAGGAGCAAAGAAAACGCGAAGGCCAAGAUGUUAAGAAAGAUGAGGAAGCUAAAGAUGAGAAAUUAUCUCAAAGCGAAGAAAUUAACCCUGAUGUGUUAUCUGAGGAUAUCGCGCCGGAUGAAGAUAAUGGGAGGGAAUGCUCAAGUAGAAGCAGUGGAAGAGAAUCUCCCGAGCCUACAAGAAGUGCUGCGGAAGUCGUUACUUCAAGUCCGGCUUCUCCUAACAGCCCGACACCAUCGGCUUCUUCUGAACCACCCAGACCAGUCCCACCACCGUUUCCUCAUAUAUUCCCAUUCGGCGAUGGGUGAGUUUACUUUUAAGCUU